AUGCUUCUCUAUCAGGUUUUGGUCUGCUUGUUGUUGCGGACAGUGUAUGCGAGGAACAGCUCUCCUUUCCAGCUUCACGAUGAGGCAUCAAUGGCAUUGCUGGGUUCAAGCAACCAGACCAUGCUAAUGCCAGGACUCGGUUCUGAUCUUGACCAAACUGCAAGCCUCUUCACAGGCUUGGACAAACGACAAAGCUGCCAACCAGGUUAUGGCUUCUGUGAUCGAUGGAACAUCUGCUGUCCGGAUGGAGCUGGUGCGCAGUGUUGUCAAGCUUCCGCGACGUGCGUUACACAGGGACAGGAGUGCUGCAGCGCGGAAGCUGGAGUAGAUGCUUGCGAUGUAGGACAGAAAUGCUGCGUGGGAGGCUGCGCACCAGCAGACUCAACAUGCUGCAGCGGAGGCCGCUACUGCGACGGCCAGUUCCCCCAGUGCUGUCAGGGCGGAGGCUGCGUCCCAGAUGGUGCGCAAUGCUGCGAUGGCUUCUUCGCCGACGGCAGACGCAAAUACUGCGAAGCCGGCAACAGCUGCUACGCCUUCGACGACUCUCCCAACGACAUCUUCUGCUGCACAAACAGCGCCUGCACCGCACGAGUCGAAGGCGGCACUUCCAUCACCGUCACAUCAUCCAUCCCGACCUCCACACAACUCGCCCGUACCACGGAGAUUGCCCGCACCACGCAAAUCACGCGCACAGUCUACUACAAUUUCACCUGCACAUGGUACUACUACCGCUACUUCUUCGCCAUCUACCAGCAAGCCUCGGCCGUAACCUCAACGAUCCGGACCACGACGACCACCUUCUCUGUGCAAGCCACCAACUCGGCGGAGGCUUCGAGUUUGGCGAGUGUGCAGUUUGUGACGAUUACGGCGACGCCGCCGGCGGAUGCGAGUACGCAGCUGGCGACGUAUUCUCGUCUUGCGAGCGCGACGCCGUCGGAGGGGCCGUUGCCUACUGCUGUUGUUGGAGGUGGGGGUGGGGAUGGGGACAAUGCUGUUAUGGGGCCGAGUGCGACGCAGGCUGUGGGUGGGGGACAGGUUGCUGCAGCUUCUGCUCGGGUGUGCUUUUCUGGUGCUUUGCUUUUUGGGGCUGGCUUGGUGAUAGCGGUAGUGUUGUGCGGAUGA
Molecule: messenger RNA, 1122 nt
Organism: Fulvia fulva
Lineage: Eukaryota; Fungi; Ascomycota; Dothideomycetes; Mycosphaerellales; Mycosphaerellaceae
Exons: 4
Coding region: 1-1122 (373 amino acids)
Source: RefSeq, a predicted model, not a curated record